AUGAACAAAGUAAUUGUUCUUCUUCUUCCAUUCUUCUUAGCAUCAGCUUUUGCCGGAUAUGUGGACCAUAUUCGAUGCACGAGGACCGCGCCUGGCACGCCUGGCCCUGGUGAUCCACCUACCUGGGUCUGGGUUGAGGGUUGCGAAGGAGACAAUUGCCAAGUUCGCAAUGGCACGGACGCCGUAGUUCGAGCUGGAUUUAGUCCUAAUGAGGAUCAUCAUAAUUUGCGCUUCCACAUUAUCAUCACCCUUGUUGGAAUCCCAAUUCCUAUUGAACAACCUGAGAUUGCUGAUCAAGCCUGCCUUCUGCUCGACGGUGGCUGUCCUCUUAUUGGUGGAGCUGGUGAGCGACAUUUCGAAUAUAGAUUUGAAGUUGCCUCUCCAAUUGUCGGACCAAGAGUUUUGAUUGAGCUCACUCUCAUUAACAGUGACACUAACCAGGCAAUUGCUUGUGCUGGUGUAUAUGUAACAAUAACUGCCUAA
Molecule: messenger RNA, 483 nt
Organism: Phlebotomus argentipes
Lineage: Eukaryota; Metazoa; Arthropoda; Insecta; Diptera; Psychodidae
Product: mite group 2 allergen Tyr p 2-like
Exons: 2
Coding region: 1-483 (160 amino acids)
Source: RefSeq, a predicted model, not a curated record